Messenger RNA from Ziziphus jujuba (common jujube), 2925 nucleotides. RefSeq names its product fimbrin-5. Gene Ontology annotation, cellular component: actin filament bundle; cytoplasm; actin filament. Gene Ontology annotation, molecular function: actin filament binding. The record is from RefSeq and is a predicted model, not a curated record. The coding region runs from base 484 to 2556 and encodes 690 amino acids. Lineage: Eukaryota; Viridiplantae; Streptophyta; Magnoliopsida; Rosales; Rhamnaceae. The transcript is spliced from 15 exons. Gene Ontology annotation, biological process: actin filament bundle assembly; actin filament network formation.
UGUGAAAAAAGAGGUGCCAAAAAAACGCUCCACACGGAAAUUGAAUGAAGGGGAGUGGCUUUCAAUAUUUGACACGACAGAGAAAGAUGUCAUAGCAGCAGCGAGUAGUAAGCAAUAUUGGCUUCAAUACCAUUUUUUCUUCAUUCCCUUCCCUUCCCUUUGCCUUCUUUUUCUGGCUCUGCUUCGCUUUCCCCUGGCUAUUCGCUUGUCCUAUCGCCACCACCGCUUUUCUCUCCCUCUCUUUUUUCAUUUCCCAAGCCAAAAAAUCUCAUAGCUCUCUCUCUCUCUCUCUCUCAAGAACAAACCGUAAUCUUGCCAAUACAAUGACAAAGGCACUUCAAUUUCAGCUUUAGUUCCCUAAUGUAUACCAGGAAAAAGGUUCUGAUGUAUAAGUCUGUGUAUAGGCUUUGAGUGCAAUUUUUUUUUUGGUGGGCAAUCAGUGUUCAUUAUUGUGGCUAGAAUUUUGCUCAAACAAAAAGGAAAAUGUCUAGUUUUGUGGGUGUUCUUGUUUCUGAUCCAUGGCUACAGAGCCAAUUCACCCAAGUGGAGCUUCGCACCCUCAAAUCCAGAUUCCUAUCAAUAAGGACUCAAUCGGGUAGAGUCACAGUGGGAGAUUUGCCAGCUCUUUUUGUGAAAUUGAAGGCUUUCAGUGAAAUGUUCACUGAGGAUGAGAUUAAGGCUGUUUUGGAGGAGUCGUGUAAGGACAUGGAUGAAGAGAUUGAUUUCGAAUCCUUCCUUCGGGCACAUCUGAAUUUGCAAGCCCGAGCUACAACUAAAUCAGGCGGUUCAAAGAAUUCCUCUUCAUUUCUCAAGGCAACCACAACUACUUUCCAGCAUACAAUUAAUGUAUCCGAGAAGUCUUCUUAUGUUGCCCACAUUAACAGCUACCUGGCUGAAGAUCCAUACAUGAAGAAGUAUCUUCCAAUAGAUCCAUCUUCAAAUGCUUUGUUUGACCUUGCUAAAGAUGGAGUUCUUCUGUGUAAACUUAUUAAUGUAGCUGUUCCUGGGACUAUAGAUGAGCGAGCAAUUAACACUAAAGGUGUCCUUAAUCCAUGGGAGAGAAAUGAGAACCAUACCCUUUGCCUUAAUUCUGCAAAGGCUAUUGGCUGCACAGUAGUUAAUAUUGGCACACAAGACUUGGUUGAGGCAAGACCACAUCUUGUACUUGGAUUGAUUUCUCAAAUAAUUAAGAUUCAACUUUUGGCUGAUCUCAAUCUAAAGAAAACUCCUCAACUUGUGGAACUGGUGGAUGACAGCAAGGAUGUGGAGGAACUCAUGGGUUUACCACCAGAGAAGGUUUUGUUGAAAUGGAUGAAUUUCCAUCUUAAGAAGGCUGGGUAUGAGAAACAAGUCACAAACUUCUCUUCUGAUGUGAAGGACGGAGAGGCCUAUGCUUACCUGCUUAAUGCUCUUGCACCAGAGCAUUCUGGCCCUGCUGCCUUAGACACUAGGGAUCCUGCAGAAAGAGCAAACAUGGUACUUGAGCAUGCUGAGAAAUUGGAUUGCAAAAGAUACCUGACACCUAAGGACAUUGUUGAGGGCUCCCCAAAUCUUAAUCUGGCAUUUGUUGCACAAAUAUUCCAGCACAGGAAUGGCUUGACUGUUGAUUCCAAAAAAAUGUCCUUUGCUGAGAUGAUGACAGAUGAUGCCCAAACUUCCCGGGAAGAGAGAUGCUUCCGAUUGUGGAUUAACAGUCUUGGAACUGCUACCUAUGUCAAUAAUGUUUUUGAGGAUGUUCGAAAUGGAUGGGUCCUGUUAGAAGUCCUUGACAAAGUUUCAGAAGGUUCGGUCAACUGGAAGCAGGCAACAAAGCCUCCUAUAAAGAUGCCAUUUAGAAAAGUUGAGAAUUGCAACCAAGUUAUAAAAAUUGGGAAGGAAUUAAACUUUUCUCUUGUCAAUGUGGCUGGGAAUGAUAUUGUGCAAGGAAAUAAGAAGCUCAUAUUGGCAUAUUUAUGGCAGCUGAUGAGGUUUUCCAUGCUCCAACUAUUGAAAAAUUUGAGGUCGCACUCCCAAGGUAAAGAGAUUACUGAUGCUGAUAUUCUACUUUGGGCAAACAACAAAGUGAAGAAAGCAGGUAGAACCUCACAAAUGGAGAGUUUCAAGGAUAAGAACCUUUCAAAUGGGAUAUUCUUCCUCGAACUUCUUAGUUCUGUGGAGCCAAGGGUGGUCAACUGGAGUCUUGUCACGAAGGGGGAAACUGAUGAAGAUAAGAAAUUGAAUGCAACGUAUAUAAUCAGUGUUGCUCGAAAGCUUGGCUGCUCCAUCUUUUUGUUACCAGAGGAUAUCAUAGAGGUAAACCAGAAAAUGAUCCUUAUUUUGACUGCAAGCAUUAUGUACUGGAGCCUGCUGCAACCAGCAGGAGAGUCGGACUCUACACCUGAUACGCCCAAUGAGUCUAAUGAAAAUGAAACAGGUUUGGCUGGUGAAAUCUCUAAUUUGGCCAUCAACGAUUCUGCUUCAGACACCGUUGGCUCUCCAGAGGAUGGGAAUGAGCAAUCCCCCCAUAAGAGUGAAAAUGAUGAGCCCUCAGAUAAUGUUGAAAAUGAACAAUCGUGAUAAAGAAUGACAAAAAAAUACAUUUAUUUUUUACUUUUUUUUUUCCCCCUUCAUUUUCUCAGAUGGACAGGAAAUCAGAGGUAAAUUGUUGCAGGUAGUUUGGAGCAAGAGGAGAGAAUGCUCGUCUUUUAUGGGCUCGUGAACCACAGAAAAGAAGGGUCGUGUAAAUUUUGUUUUUAUAAAUUUGACAUUCUUAGGCAUAUUCUUUUGAUGGAAAUUACCUCAACUUUACUGAAUAAUGUGAAGGUGGAAGUAGGCAUUAUUUGUCCAUCCUUGUUUUGUUUUGGUAAAUUAUUUGUCCAUCCUUGUUGCAAUUAUAUAGAGGCAUUUUCGAAUAAAACUUAAUAGGUUUAUCGGUUGCUUGUUGGA